AUGUAUAUUCCUCAGCAUUACAAAGAAGAGUCGUGGGACAAAAAAAGGAAAUUGAUUCAAGACUACCCUUUGGCAACGGUAAUCACAAUCGACGCAGAUGGCACACCCGUCGCCAACCACUUUCCCUUCUAUUUGCACGAAGAUGAAGAAACCGGGAAGAAGUUCUUGCAGACGCAUCUAGCCAAAAAGAACCACCAGUUACCAUCACUCCAAGACAACAACAAGGUUCUAGUCAUUUUCCAGUCUGCAAACUCCUAUAUCUCGCCCUCUUAUUAUCCUGAAAAAGAGCGCACGCACAAGUUUGUGCCCACUUGGGACUUUGCAUCUCUCCACAUCAAGGGGAAACUGAGAGUGAUUGAUGAUUUUGAUUUUGUUCGCUCACAAUUGAACCACUUCACUGACCAGCAGGAAGCCGGCAGAGAAUGCCCGUGGAAAGUCGACGACGCGCCCGAAAACUACACCAGGUUGAUGCAGAAGGCCAUCACUGGAUUGGAGAUCGAGGUUGUGGAGUCCGAUUGCAAAUUCAAGUUUGAGCAGAAAAUGACCCGGGAAAACGUGGAUGGCACGAUCAAUGGUUUGGCUUGUGACGGGCUCCACCAGAUCUCCAACUUCGUCAAAGAAUGCAAUUUAGAUGCUUAG
Messenger RNA from Metschnikowia bicuspidata var. bicuspidata NRRL YB-4993, 639 nucleotides. RefSeq lists its product as uncharacterized. The transcript has a single exon. NCBI's taxonomy places the organism in Eukaryota, Fungi, Ascomycota, Pichiomycetes, Serinales, Metschnikowiaceae. The coding region runs from base 1 to 639 and encodes 212 amino acids. The record is from RefSeq and is a predicted model, not a curated record.